Messenger RNA from Dicentrarchus labrax (European seabass), 1084 nucleotides. Its product is annotated as nuclear apoptosis-inducing factor 1-like. The transcript is spliced from 3 exons. Gene Ontology annotation, cellular component: nucleus. Lineage: Eukaryota; Metazoa; Chordata; Actinopteri; Moronidae. The coding region runs from base 586 to 1032 and encodes 148 amino acids. The record is from RefSeq and is a predicted model, not a curated record.
UGAUGUCUCGGUCCGGAGGGCUGGCGGUCGCGGUGAUUUUUGAUUUUUGAUCACAAACACUUUCGCUGGUGACAGAUGCUGUUUUUCGGGCAGAAAUGUGACGAAGAGUCGGUAGGACAGGCGGGAGGACAGACAGGAGGACAGACGCUCCUCCACGUACAGCUGUGGUAUUUUUUUUCCUCAUAUAAGUUUCCAAAGACAGUUACAGUUACUACGUUACUGUUGUUUGGUCCUGUAACGUUGCUUUGUGGGACAUUUCUCUUUAUUAAGUUGAGUGAGAGACCUGGGGUCUCAUUUAUAAAACUGUGCGUGGGAUCGUUACUAAAAGUGUACGUACGCCCAAAAGCCAAGUUUUGCGUGCGCCAAAAAAUAUUCAGACUUAUAAAACCCUGCGUACGCACACCUGUAAGCAAUCUUUGCUUUAUAAAUCACAGAGUGCCUACAAGUGUGUGCAGCUGAAUCAGCUUCACGUCCCGCCCUGUACACGCCCCUUUUUAACCAUAAAUGGUCAAUGCAAACGAUCUCAUGAAUGCGAUCUGCAUAUAAAACAGACUCAGAUGCAAGUAUUAUGUCUUGUCGGAAACAAUGGCAGAAGGACUGAGAAAAGCAAAAAAGCAAAAUUUCACGGAGGUUGAAGUGGAGACACUUGUGGUGGAGGCCCGAAAAGUAGUUUUGUUCGGCGAUCACGGGACUGGGAUCACUAACAACAAAAAGCAGAGUGAGUGGCAACAUGUUGCUGCAGCAGUGAACUCUGUCAGUGGCACAGAGCGCACAGUCCCAGAAUUAAAAAAGAAGUGGUCUGACAUAAAGGUGGAUGCAAAGCGGAGGCUGUCCUCACACCGCCAGAGCGUGACUGCAACUGGGGGGGGACCCAGUACUCCUGACCUAACACCAAUUGACGCAAAAGUAGCAUCCAUAAUUGGCACUGCAAGCGUGAGUGGCAUCGUGUCUGAAAGGGAAGGAGACACUGACAACACAGAAGAACAAAAUCUCAAUCCAAUCGAGCAUCUCUGCGAUGUGAUGGACAAAUAAGUACGAUCCAUGAAGGCGCCACCUCACAACUUACAGGACUUAAAGGAUCUAC